AUGUUUGGCGUGUUGCCUCUUUUCAUCAAUGUGACGAUUCUCUUGGCUCAAGUCACGACCACCUGGGCAAAUGGGACGGACGCCUUUGUGAUAAACGCAAACUAUCGCCACAAACUCGCAGUACCGGAGACCUUUGGGACUGCUCUGUGUGCCCACAAGGCCGGAACCGGAAACACGAGGAAUGGACGCGACGGGAAUCCAAAGUUUCUCGGAGUCAAAAAGUCACACAACAGCUUUGUAUACACCGGGAAUAUACUGGUAAGACAACGAGGUGCCAAGUUUAAACCCGGAAUAGUGGUUAUGGCAGAAGAUAAAGGAGUAACCAUUAAGCUCUCAGAAAAACCAGCUAAUCAAGAAACUACUCAGGAAUAUACAGAUUCCGGAAGUGGUAGGACCAUUAAAGUCACAGAAUCUUCCCAUCCUGGUCUUCCUUCUGGAUCUAACUUUACCAGAUAUAUUCAUAAGGUUUCUAAUGGAGAACAGCCAUUCAAACUAAAGGAAAUACUAGAUGAUAAUAAUACCCCUAUAGAUAUAGCUCAGGAAUACAAUAAAGAUGUAACAUCGGUUGAAGCCUAUUAUUGGGGACAUGAGAAUGGUAAGGGCCCACCUAAUAAGGUUCUAUUGAUAGGGGUUACUACCCAAGGGAAUGCUACACCUACCUAUUAUGGCAAUAGAAAGAAGGAUGGUGGUAUUAAUAACUGGAAUUCUGCUGGAGCUCCUCUUCCUCGCCCUGCUAGUCGUUGUUCUGUUACUGAUGAGUUUCUUGAACAAACACUAGAUGACCUUACCUGUGAACAUAACAAUGCAGUUACUAUAGAUCUUACCAAGACUCAUUCUAGGAAUCAUUCUAGAACUGACGGAGAAACCUACUGUUGCGGUUACCAUAAUAGUAAGAAUGAGGCUAAGGUUACCGGGAGAGUCACUGUUAAAGAAACACAAGUUACAGACCCAACCAGUUCAAAUCCUGUUAAAGUAUACAAACAUGAGAUUUAUGAUAGAAGUAGUAGACUUACAAAGAUUAAGUACUACGAUAACGGCGAUCAUAGUAAAAGGAAACGCAUAACUCUAGAUGGACAACCAUUUCCCAUGACUGGCCCAGUUGAGAUCUCUGCAUUAUAUUCCGAUGACAAACAGGAUCCAGUUCUCAUACACGUAAAAUGUGGAGGUAUAUCUACUGGAUGGUACCAUAAGUCUACUGGUAGUGGUGACAAUGAACAGUGGACAAAAGUAGAUCAUGUUGAAAAACUAUUGAAAGUUGGUGUUGCUGCUAGUGGAGCUGCUGUUUCUGUACUGGCUGGAUCAGGUCUACUUGGAUUGACUGCUAUAGAUGCGGUUCUUAAAUGGGCUAAAAAUACUCCUCUACCUCCUGAAACUCCUGCUGAACCUACUUCUACUCAAGGAUCUGCUACUCCUGCUAAAGAAUCUUCUGCUGAUAAACUUGUUGUUGAAACCGGUCUUGCUACUAUAUCUCUCGGGACUAUCUUCGGAUCAUCCUCAGGUGCAAAAAUGGGCCGAGAUCACACUAUAUAUGCGUCUAGAUGUGGGAAAUUGCAAAUUUUGAAGCACAAGGUUUCUGUUUUGGAUUUGGUGGCUGAAGAAAAUCUUCUCAAUAAAGAUAACGACUAUUAUGAACAUCCCACAAUUGUUACACUCUCAAGGUUGUGGACAGAAAAGGUUUAA
Molecule: messenger RNA, 1680 nt
Organism: Theileria equi strain WA
Lineage: Eukaryota; Apicomplexa; Aconoidasida; Piroplasmida; Theileriidae
Exons: 4
Coding region: 1-1680 (559 amino acids)
Biological process (GO): translation
Cellular component (GO): cytosolic large ribosomal subunit; ribosome
Molecular function (GO): structural constituent of ribosome
Source: RefSeq, a predicted model, not a curated record